Messenger RNA from Plectropomus leopardus (leopard coralgrouper), 2814 nucleotides. RefSeq names its product cactin (gene cactin). Gene Ontology annotation, molecular function: protein binding. Gene Ontology annotation, cellular component: spliceosomal complex; cytoplasm. Lineage: Eukaryota; Metazoa; Chordata; Actinopteri; Perciformes; Serranidae. Gene Ontology annotation, biological process: negative regulation of innate immune response; mRNA cis splicing, via spliceosome. The record is from RefSeq and is a predicted model, not a curated record.
ACCCCGCACAGGCAGAAAGCUCGUUGAGAUGGGAUCGAAAUCACGACGUCGGUCCAGCUCCAAGUCCAGAAGUCGGAGCCGGGACCGGCGAAACAGAUCCCGGGUGAGCAGGUCUCGAUCCCCGGAGCAAAGGAGAGGACGCAGUCGGUCUGCGGACCCAAAAAGAGCCGCUCGUGGACGGGGACGGUCGGACAGCAGGAACUCCAGCGAUGGCUCCGCUGAGCGGCGGCGGCCUCAGCACAGGGACCGUCCAGGAUCCAGGAGCAGCUCCGAGAGCGACAGGAGGCGAGGAGGAGGACAGCACCGUCCCAGGAGCAAGUCGAGGGGUCGAUCAUCGAGUUCUGAUUCAGGUGAUCCCAAAGUGAGGAGGAGAAAGGAAAAGAGGGACCGAAGAGGAACAUCUCGAGAGAGGAGGAGGGGAAAGUCCCAGUCCGGCUCUGACUCCCGAGAUGGAAGCAGCGACAGAGAGAGGAGACGACGGAGGAGUCCUGACCGAGGGAGUCCAAUCAGAGACAGACAGAGGAGGGAGCGAGACAGAGACAGAGACAGAGAGAGGUGGGAGAGCAACAGCAGAGACAGAAAAGGAGACAAAAGCAGAGAGCGUAGGAGGAGCGAAGACAGGGAGCAAGGGAGGAGCAAAAGAAGCAGCGAGAGGGCCGACAGAGACAGAGGGAGAAAGCGCUCCAGCUCACCCGAGUCGUCUGAUAGCUCGGGGUCUGAACGCGAAGGCCGUACAGUCAAAGAGAAGGAGGAUACGAAAAAGCAGAAGGAGAUGAUGAAAGCUCUGGAGACACCGGAGGAGAAGAGGGCUCGAAGACUGGCAAAGAAGGAAGCAAAGGAGAAGAAAAGGAGGGAAAAGAUGGGCUGGAGUGAGGAGUACAUGGGAUACACCAACGCUGACAAUCCCUUUGGUGACAACAACUUGUUGGGCACAUUCAAAUGGCAGAAGGCGUUGGAUAAGAAAGGCAUCGGCCAUCUGGGUGAGAAAGAGCUCAAAGAAAGAAACAAAUGUAUUCAGGAGGAGAAUCGCAGAGAGCUGCAGAAGGUGAAGCAGCUGCGUCUGGAGAGGGAGCGGGAAAAGGCCAUGAGAGAGAUGGAGCUGGAGAUGCUGCAGAGGGAGAAGGAGGCAGAGCAUUUUAAGACCUGGGCUGAACAGGAAGACAACUUCCAUCUGCACCAGGCCAAACUAAGGUCUAAGAUUAGAAUCCGUGAUGGUCGUGCCAAGCCUAUUGACCUUUUGGCAAAGUACAUCAGCGCAGAAGACGACGAUCUCGCCGUGGAGAUGCAUGAACCUUACACCUUCCUCAAUGGGCUAACAGUCACCGACAUGGAUGACCUGCUGGAGGACAUUAAGGUGUACAUGGAGUUGGAGCAAGGGAAGAACGUGGACUUCUGGAGAGACAUGACGACCAUCACCGAGGAUGAGAUCAGCAAACUGAGGAAACUGGAGGCGUCUGGGAAAGGACCAGGUGAUCGUCGCGAGGGCAUCAACACAGCUGUGAGCACCGAUGUCCAGAUGGUGUUCAAAGGAAAGACGUACAGCCAGCUGCAGGCGCUGCACCUCAACAUUGAGACCAAGAUUCGAGCUGGAGGAUCAAAUCUUGAUAUCGGUUACUGGGAGAGUCUCCUGCAGCAAGUCAGAGUCUACAUGGCCAGAGCAAGGUUAAGAGAGCGACACCAGGAUGUGCUGCGUCAGAAGCUCUUCAAGCUGAAACAGGAACAAGGAGUGGAAAGUGAACCAUUGUUUCCCAUCAUCAAAGAGGAGCAGACGAGUGACGACGAUGAGGAGCCCACAACAGAGGAGCCCGGCCAGUCUUCAUCCUCCGCAAGAAAUAAGAAUAGAGAAGAUGAGGAUGAGGAGGCAGGUCCAUCAACAUCCGCAGCAGGAGACCAAGACGAGGACGACAGAGGAAAGAAAGAUGACAAGAUGGAUGAGGAAAAGGAGGGGGAGGUGGUGGAGGCCGUGCUGACGGAGGAGGAUUUGAUUCAGCAGAGCCAGGCGGAGUAUGACUCUGGUCGCUACAGUCCCACGCUGCUCACGUCCUCUGAGCUGCCACUGGACACACACACCAUCACACCGGAGGAGGACGCACACAGGCUGCAGUUAGCACGCAGACAGCUACAAGUCACCGGUGAUGCCAACGAGAGCGCAGAGGACGCCUUUGUACGCCGCGCCAAAGAAGGCAUGGGCAACGAUGAGGCCCAGUUCAGCGUUGAGUUUCCAGUUACGGGCAAGAUGUACCUGUGGGCGGACAAAUACCGUCCCAGGAAACCGCGCUUCUUCAACAGGGUCCACACUGGUUUCGAGUGGAACAAAUACAACCAGACGCAUUACGACUUCGACAACCCUCCGCCCAAAAUCGUCCAGGGUUACAAGUUUAACAUCUUCUACCCAGACCUGAUCGACAAGCGCUCCACCCCGCAGUACUUCCUCGAGCCCAGUCCAGACAACAAGGACUUUGGGAUCUUGAGGUUCCACGCUGGCCCUCCGUACGAGGACAUUGCCUUUAAGAUCGUAAACAGGGAGUGGGAGUACUCGCACCGACACGGCUUCCGCUGUCAGUUCGCCAACGGGAUCUUCCAGCUGUGGUUCCACUUUAAGAGGUACCGCUACCGGAGAUAGAGGCCACAUACCAGGAUGGACCAAGAACCCAGUCACUGUUAUACAGGCUGUGCUGUCAGUGUGCUUUGUUCCGUUGUUUUUAAACUGCUUUUGAACUAAAAAGCAGUUUAAAAAUACAAAUCAUUCUUUACUGUUAAAUUGUAUGUAGUCUGAAAAUUACACAUUAAAGAUUUUUUCAUUUCUUUACUCUU